AUGCGCUCCACUUCUGCUGUCGUUGCUGCCCUUGCUGCAUGCGUUGCUGCCGCUCCUUCCCUCAAACUCACCGUCACUGGUCCAUCUGUUGUGACUGAUGUCGAUAACCUCACUGUCAAGGCCAUCGUCACCAACACCGGCGCAGAGACCGUCAAGCUCUUGAAGGAUCCUCGCACAGUCCUCAGCGACUGGCGUACCAACACCUUCGCUAUCGAAGGUGCCGCUGGCACCCCGGCCUUUACCGGAAUCAAGGUCAAGUACUCCCCUGAGCUCGCCCUCAAGUCUGGUGACGAGUCCAAGUUUGCCGUCCUCGCUCCCGGCCAGUCCUUUGAGCUGACCCACGAUCUUGCUGGUGUCUACAACUUUACUCGCUCUGGCGCCGUUCUCUGCUGGAAACGUCUUCCAAUACGUCGACUCAACGGUCAACUUGCCACUGUUGCCGCCGAGGCUCAGUCCCACAAACUCAAAGUCGGAGGCUCGCUCGCUUCCUUCAAGGGCGCCCCCAAGCACGAUAAGAGCGGCAUUGCUCGUCGUGCAAUCGGAUACACGAGCUGCAGCUCUACUCGGCAGUCUCAGAUCGCCACUGCCGCCAACUCGGCAAAUAGCUACGUUUCCAGCGCAAACUCGUACCUGGCUGGUAUCUCGAGUGGAACCACUCGCUACACGACCUGGUUUGGUACCUUUACGUCUUCGCGCUUCAGCACCGUCAAGUCUCACUACAGCUUGAUCGGUACCGAUGCCACCUCCACCACCUAUGAUUGCACCUGCACCGAGUCUGGCACCUACGCCUACGUCUACCCGAGCUCCCCCGGCUAUGUCUACCUCUGUGGUGCCUUCUGGAAUGCUCCCAACACCGGCACUGACUCUCGCGCCGGAACCAUUGUUCACGAGCAAUCCCACUUUACCGUCAACGGUGGCACUGAUGACCACGUUUACGGCCAGUCUGGUGCCAAGUCUCUUGCAAAGUCCAGCCCGGAUCAAGCUAUCGACAAUGCCGACAACCACGACAUCGCGCCUAAAACGACAUUGGAUAUACGUGACCAUGCUGCGCUGUCGCUACGUGGUAGCGUGCCCUUUGUUUCUCCGUUGCUGAGGCUCGCUCGUGGAGCCACUGCUGUCACGGAAUUCGCCAUACGAAUCGUUCUCCUGGUUCAUGUUGAGUUUACAGAUACUGGCCUGAUACUGCACGCAGUAACCACGUGCGAACCCACUCGAGAAAGCACCGCGUAUUGUAAUAUCCUUGGGAUUACGAUCACACGCCGAGCUUUUUCUCCUCCCUGCGUUCGUGUCGCUGUUCCUUCUUUAAGCCUUACUGUCACUGGGCCUUUAAAUGUUACCGAUGUCGAUAACCUUUUUGUGAGGACGGUCGUUACUAAUACUGGUUCCGACUCUGUCAAACUCUUGAAGGACCCAAGUUCUGUACUCAGCGAUUGGCAAACAAAUUCGUUUAUUAUUAAAAGUAGAAUAGGGACGCCGUUAUUCACCGGUAUUAGGAUUAAAUACUCGCCGGAGUUGGCACUAAAAUCUGGGGAUGAAUCGAAUUUUGUGAUUCUCGCAUCGGGGGAGUCUUUCGCAUUGGCUCACAGCCUGGCUGGGGUCUACAACUUUACUCGUUCUGGAGCUGGCGAAUAUAAUUUUUCAGCGAGUAAUAUCUCCAAUAUGAUUGGGGGAUCACUGGUCGCUCUUAGACACAAGGAAAAGCCGAGCCGACGCGCAAUGCUUCGCAGAGACAUUGGAUACAGUGGCUGCUCAGAGGCCCAAAAGUCACAGAUCAGCACCGCAGCCAACUUUGCGAACGAGUAUGUUGCCAACGCAACUGCGUAUCUAAGAAGUAUCUCAACGGGUACCACUCGAUACACGCAAUGGUUUGGAACCUUUGACUCAACACGUUUCGGUACAGUCAAGUUACACUUUGAAAACAUCGGAACCGAUGCGACUUCGUCGACUUACGAUUGUGGCUGCACACAGUCAGCCACAUAUGCCUAUGUGUAUCAGGACCGCCCAGGAUAUGUUUAUUUAUGUGAAGCAUUUUGGUCUGCUCUAGACGUCGGGUCAGAUUCGCGUGCAGGCACGAUUGUCCAUGAGCAAUCACACUUCGUCGUCAAUGGGGGUACUGAUGAUCAUGUUUACGGCUCAGCUUCCGCUCGCUUAUUAGCCCAAUCGAAUCCAGAUCAAGCGAUCGACAACGCUGAUAAUCACGAGUAUUUUGUUGAGAACGACCCAGUUCUUAUUUAG
Molecule: messenger RNA, 2235 nt
Organism: Rhizoctonia solani
Lineage: Eukaryota; Fungi; Basidiomycota; Agaricomycetes; Cantharellales; Ceratobasidiaceae
Product: peptidyl-Lys metalloendopeptidase
Exons: 15
Coding region: 1-2235 (744 amino acids)
Molecular function (GO): metalloendopeptidase activity
Source: RefSeq, a predicted model, not a curated record